GACUAGUUUGAUUAAUUUUAGUAACAAAUCAUCCACAAUAAUUUAGUUAGUUGGCAGUAUCAAAUGAGAUUAUAAGAAAGCACCCAAAUUUAGAAAUUAAAGGCAUAAAAAUUGGGAUCAGGAAUAGAAAAUGCACCUCUCACUAAAAACAUUGUAUUUUCAAAAAAUAUUCAAAUUGAGUUACCUAAUCUUCUUUUGAUCCUCCAUCCUACAAAAUUUCAGGGGAGCACAAAUCCAGAAAACCCAUCAAAUUCCAACUUGAAAGCUCCCCCCCAUUUUUUUAGCUAUAUAUUUUCUUCUUUAAUUCUUUCUUUUUUUUUUUGUUUUCUUUUUCUUUUCACAAGACUAUGUACCCAUUUGUUUAUCUUCUAUCAUAUGAGUUCUUAUGAUCAUCAACCUCAAAUUUCCCAAUUAGAAACUAGGCAUUCUUUUAUGUUUUUGUGAAUUCUCUAAGGCAACAAACAGGUAAUUUUGGUGCAAAGUUGGCGAACUUGGGAUAACUUAAAGUAUUACUUUGGAGCAAUAAUAUAUAUCCUCUCCUCCCCAAAAAAAUUUAUAAGUUAAAAAAUAUGGGAGCUUGUUGUAGCAAAGAAGGAAAUUAUGGAGAUCGACAAAUUACUGUGUAUGAGCAUGAAUGUGAGCAAGAAGAUUAUGUCUAUAAAGGAGAUAAUGGAGCUUCAAUUAGGCUACAAGGUUCUUCUGCUUUUAUUUCGAUGGCAACCCAACAAGGGAGGAAAGGAAUCAACCAGGAUGCCAUGACGGUUUGGGAGGACUUUACUGGUGAUAAGGAUGCGUUCUUUUGUGGGGUGUUCGAUGGGCACGGACCGUGUGGUCACAAGGUAGCUCGUAAUGCCCGUGACGAACUACCAAUAAAGCUUUCCGCAGCUCACAAACUUCUCCAAACAAAAUCCCGUAGCACAAGUGAUGUCGAUGCUUUAUAUGCAGACGACGAUGACGCUCAUUCUAUCAACGGCGAGACUAACGACAACCUCCAUGAUGGAAAGGGCUCCGACGCCGAGUUAGUGUUACACUUGUGGAAAGCUGCCUUUUUGACGUCAUUUAGAGAAGUAGAUAAAGAGCUCAGCCAAGACUCCUCUAUUGAGAGCUAUUGUAGUGGUACUACAGCUGUGACGGCUGUCAAACAGGGGGAUCAUCUAAUAAUCGGAAAUUUGGGGGAUUCUCGUGCAGUUAUGUGCACACGAGGGGAGAAAGGACAGAUAAUACCACUCCAAUUAACUGUGGACUUGAAGCCAAGCUUGCCAAGGGAAGCCGAGCGAGUGAGGCGUUGUAAUGGACGAGUUUUCUCUCUAGAAGAGGAGUCUCAUGUUCUUAGAUUAUGGCUUCCUGAUGAAGAUAGCCCAGGCCUCGCUAUGACAAGAGCAUUUGGAGAUUUUUGCCUUAAAGAUUAUGGUCUUAUUUCUACCCCUCAAGUCUUCUACCGCAAAUUAACUGAACAAGAUGAAUUUAUUGUACUUGCAACAGAUGGGGUGUGGGAUGUGCUGACAAACUUUGAGGUAGUGAAAAUAGUAUCAGCAGCAAGGAAACGAUCUCAUGCAGCAAAGUUCUUAGCAACGCAUGCAGUUCGUGCAUGGAAGAGUAGGUUCCCAUCCUCGCGAACCGAUGACAUUGCGGUUGUAUGUCUCUUCUUUAAGCCUCCACCUCCCGGAAAAUCGAUGUCAGAUAUCAGCCACAUUACUCCGGACAGCUUAAGCCAUCUCAAUUCUUCGGUAUCUCAACAUACUUAUAGAAGCAUCAGCAGUGAUGCGGAUGAAGGGUUUGAUUUUAAGGACAGUAGCAACAACAAAGGGAAGUUUCAGGAAAUUCCGGAGGAGGGUGAAGGAGAAAGUUUGGUAGGUACAUCAUUGAAUUUUCCGCGGUAUACAAAUUCUCGAAAUAGAGGUAGACCAACAUCAAAAAGUGCUGAAGUUUGAAAUGGAUUUUUGAUUCAAUCAUUUUAGCUUAGGGGGGUGAACUAGCACAGUGAACGAUUGAUUAGUGUACAUAUCAGUAUGACAAUAGGUAAAUUUGCCUAGAGAUGAGAAAAUGAGAAGAAAAUUAUGUACAUAUAUACUUGGACUACAAUAGUGGAUCAGAUGUGUUCAUUUUUGUAGUUAUUCUCUCUUGCAAAUACUUGUCCGGAAAAAGGAUGAGAAAAUGUGAAAUGACGAAAGGCGAGUUGUGGUCAUCAA
Molecule: messenger RNA, 2189 nt
Organism: Beta vulgaris subsp. vulgaris (sugar beet)
Lineage: Eukaryota; Viridiplantae; Streptophyta; Magnoliopsida; Caryophyllales; Amaranthaceae
Product: probable protein phosphatase 2C 65
Exons: 4
Coding region: 570-1931 (453 amino acids)
Biological process (GO): protein dephosphorylation
Molecular function (GO): protein serine/threonine phosphatase activity
Source: RefSeq, a predicted model, not a curated record